AACACUGCCAGGGUGAAUGUUUGGAGCAUAUCAUGAGUUUAAACCUCGUCUGAGCGGGAUUUUCUGAAUAAAGAGGGAAGCAGUGUAUGACAUUUCCCUCUGACAUGCGGUUCCACAUUAUUAUCGCCGCUGUCUUUUGGUCAGACUUGGUGGAAUUGCGGAAAAUAAGAGGAAUAUCUUCGUCGUAUAAGAGAUUCUACAAAGAGAGGAAGUCCUUUCUGUGCAUUGAUGGGUCUAAACUCAUCCCAUUUGAGCAGGUGAAUGAUGACUACUGCGACUGUGAAGAUGGAUCAGAUGAACCAGGCACCUCAGCCUGUCCUCGUGGCCGAUUCUACUGCACAAAUCUGGGUUUCCGCCCACACUACAUCCCAUCAUCACGAGUCAACGAUGGCAUCUGUGAUUGCUGCGACGCUUCGGAUGAAUACAACAGCCCCUCUCGCUGCCAGAACUCUUGCUGGAAUCUGGGACAGCAGGAAAGAGCGUUGGUCGAGGGCCAGAUGAGGACCCUGGAUGAGGGUUUACGACUCAAGCAGCAGCUAAUCGAGGAGGGAGUGCUGCUCUGGAGGGAGAAACAGGCGCAGCUCCGAGAGCUCCAGCAGGUCGCCGAAGACCUACAGAUUAAACUAGAAGAACACAGCAGGAGGAAACAUGAAGCCGACCGUCUCAGAGAGCAAACCCGGAAGGCAAUGAAGGCAGGGGACGGCGGUGUCAGCCGUUACAACAGCUCUGCCAUCAGCCUUUUCCAGUUAUUGGACAGCAAUAACGAUGGCAGCAUAACAGUGGAUGAAGUCCGGUCUAAAGUGGCAUUCGUCCAAGAUGAGGAGCGAGUUCUUUCUGUGGAUGAAGCCGUGACGUUGCUUGGAGGAGGUCAUCGCAUGGAUUUAACCAUGUUCCAACACACACUCUGGGACAUCCUGACAACCGGAAACAGUGUCAAGAUCAAAGAUACCCACAAUGCACUAGGCCGUCUGGUCGGAGAGGAUUCCCACUUAAAGGCAGCCGACAGAGCUGCAGAGUGGGAGGCGACCGAUCUGAAGAAAGUAGAAGAAUCUUAUGAGACAGUCAACAUGGAAAUAAGUGAUCUGCAGAAGAAACUGGCCAUCGACUAUGGAACCGACUGGGAGUUCCUGUUUCUGAACAGUCAGUGUUACCAGCUCAAAGUCUAUGAGUAUACUUACACUCUUUGCCCCUUCAAUCAAGUCACACAAAAGAGCACUUCAGGAACCGAGGUGUCAUUAGGAAUAUGGGGCAUGUGGGACGGAACCCCCAAGAACCAGUACAGUCAGAUGGUCUAUGAGAACGGAGAACCCUGUUGGCAGGGGGGUUCACGGAGCACCACGGUCACUCUGACAUGUGGAACGGAGACAGGCCUGCGAUCGGUGAAGGAGCCCAGUAAAUGCCAGUACAUCAUGGACUUCCAGACUCCUGUGGCCUGUCAGCCGGUGCUGAAGCAGCGGGGCGUGCACAGUGAACUGUGACCCAUCCUCACUGCUCUACCCUACAUUAAACACCCCCCCCCGUCGGCUCGCCUGCGGUGACAGGCCGGGGUCCUGAGGGUCCCCUCUGACAUCUGUGUUGUCAGAACAUAUACGCUUCCAAAAAAAAGUCCAGCUAAGGCCGGACUCCAAUGUUCACACACUGUUUUAAUCCACUUCUGUUUUCAGUCGGUGACGCCGUGGUUUAGACCAGCGGUUCUCAACUGGUCCGGCUUCAGGACCCACAGGCCACAAC
Molecule: messenger RNA, 1731 nt
Organism: Sphaeramia orbicularis (orbiculate cardinalfish)
Lineage: Eukaryota; Metazoa; Chordata; Actinopteri; Kurtiformes; Apogonidae
Product: glucosidase 2 subunit beta-like
Exons: 15
Coding region: 87-1478 (463 amino acids)
Biological process (GO): N-glycan processing; liver development
Cellular component (GO): glucosidase II complex
Molecular function (GO): protein binding; calcium ion binding
Source: RefSeq, a predicted model, not a curated record